GGUCAAACAAGGAUUUAUCAUGGAAUGCUAGUAAAUACAAUGGUGUUGAAGCAGUGUAUGUAAGCCCUGGACGAAUUUGGACGCCAGACAUUUUAUUAUAUAAUAGACAGAGCGAGGAUAAAAAGAAAACAUCCAAGACUUUGUACUACUCGAGUGCCGAGGAGAACGAUCGUUUGGCUGGUGGCACUGAGAAAUAUAAAACACACAUAAAAGUCUCACACGAUGGAAGUAUUUCGUGGCUUUCACCCGCCAUGUUCAAAAGCACUUGUGAUAUCAAUACAAGAUAUUUUCCAUUUGAUGACCAAAAGUGUUCGUUAGAGUUCGGUUCAUGGGCAUUUGACGCGUCUCAGGUGGAUUUGAUUGUUAGCAACGAUUCAGGAGUCCAGAAMAGAGUUUACCAAGCGAAUACUGAGUGGGAACUUCUGGAUUUUAAAUUUUUUGUGGAACAGGCGAAGUAUGCAGGCUUCAAGUACCMCUACCCUAAAGUGGUCCUUGAGGUCCAUUUAAGACGUCGUUACUACUACUAUCUCGUCAACCUUGUGGUGCCUUGCUCACUAAUUGCUGUCAUGGUUCUACUUUCAUUCGUGCUACCGCCGGAGUCUGGAGAACGAGUGAGCCUGGGUAUCACAGUCUUGAUGGCAAUGGCUAUAUUCCAAGAAUUGACUUCAGAGAAGUUACCAGUGGAAUCAAAAUUCACUCCAUUAUUGGCUCAAUAUUACUCAAGUGCUAUAGCCGAGAUUGGACUAGCGCUGUUCGCGACCUCUAUCAUCCUAAACUUUCACUAUCGAAAGAGCAAAAUGCCUAAUUGCUUGAGAAAAUUGGUCUUUUCGUACAUCGGCCCGUUAGUUGGAAUAAAGAACAAGUCAAUCAARCAGUCGUCAAAAAAAAGCAAGAGCAAAAACGGCUCAUCAAAUAACUGCGAGUUAAAAUCACUGAAACUGAUUCAAAAUGAGAACUUAGAGAAUGAGUUGAAUGAUUGUGAAAACAAUGUGCGGGAAUCACACAUYUUAGACGACCGAGAACAGACCGACUGCAUGGAUGAAAAGCGACUGUCUAACGAGAUGGAAGUGAUGGAAUCCAACUCGAUUGAAUGGCAGAGAGCUGCUCAAGUUCUUGAUAGAUUCAUUCUAGUGAUUGCUACUAUCUUAAGCAUGUUAACCUUUGGAGCGAUUUUCAUUCAAGCACCUCGAGUACGAGCAGGCCUUCUUGGCACUACAGCUACAACUCUCGAAGAACAUUUACAUCUCUAGUCAAAGUAAAGGCCUCUCAAAGGAAAAUCGUGAACUCAARGUGAAGGAUGCAAAAGCGAGAAUUCUAAUCUGAUGACUCGCAAACUCGUACGUCUCUAGGAGAAAGGGCAUAUACAUAUGCAGGAUUAAAGAUGAUUAACAGAGACAUGUUGUCCAUUUAACUGCAUGACUUAUUGAGAGCAGGUUUUAAUGGAAUGCAAGUUAAUAUAAGAUUGAAAUUACGACUUACUUUUUAUAGUCGUUCCUUACUGGACCUGAGAAUUGUUAGUAGACUACUAGUUAAUACUACUAAGGUAGACCUUAGCUCAUUUUGUUGUUUACUAAAUUUGUUUCGAUCAUAGUUUUAUAUCAAAUUAGUUUCUUUUCUGGACUUCCUGUGGUGACAAAACCUACAGUACCUCUACAGAUUUCAAGUCCUUUUUCGGUCAAAAAGCAAGAUGGCUUCACUUUAGUAUGUUUUCACUCCAUUCAAUGUUAUAAAUUAGCAAUUCUGGAAAAGAAAAUCGGCUUAGUUUUGGUGAAAAAAAAAAUUCGAUUUCCAAAUAAGGUGUGUAAGUUCAAUUCUUUAUAUGGAAAAAGAAAUAGCUUGAACGAAAACAACACAGUUUUUAGGGCAUCUCUUGAUAUGUUUCUGUUUGUUUCAUGAAUAUAUAGCGAAUAAUAAUAUUCACGACACUUCAAAAAUAGGUGUGAAUUCAUGAAUUCGUUUCCCAUAUAAUAAUUUUUUUGUGUAAGUACGCAUUAUUUCAAAUCAGAGUUUUUUUUAUAAAGAUUACAUAUCUUGAUCAAACUUGAUAUGGGGGAAAAGAAUCAGUGUCUGCGUUAAAAAAACUUUCCAUUUUGUUCAUGGAUUUCAAUUAAAAUUUCAAUGCUAGUCGUACAGUCGUACAUGUACAAAAACAAUUAUUCCGUUUUAUAUUAGGAGAGCGGUUUUGGAUUAAAAAAAAAACGAGCAAAUCUCGGAACUUAACAGCAAUAUUUGAUAUCAUGAUCUCAAAAGGGUAAUGAUUUCUGUGAAAAUAGAUGAUUAGUGUGAUUUGAGCAUGCGCAUCUUUACCGUGCUUACUUGUAAUCCCACAUGCAAAACUCGUGAAACACGACCAAACAAUGGUCUCUACAUUUAAGCAUAAAAAUUCGUCUAAUAUAAAGACAAAUUGUCAACCAGCAUCCGUUACGAGGUUUUGAGUAUUUUGUAUUAAUUAUAAGCGAAUAUUCCCUGUUUAUUAUCUCGUUUAAUAUAUGAUCUAUGAAUGGAGAUACUCUGUUUAAGCUAGAUUCCCUUUUAAACGGAACGCAUUGUGAAAAGACAUUCGAGCAUACAUCAUUUUCCGUAGAUGAAAAAUCUAAAACAUUGGGUGCUGGUUGGUGAUUGUCCUUUAAUUUCAUCUCGAUGCAAAACAAGAAACACUUUGUAGUGUAUUUUCCCAUACGGACACUAGUGAAACGUUUGAUUUAGUUUAUCAUGGCAUGCAACUAUUUUCUUGAUAAAUAAUGAUAAUUUUAGAAAGAAUUAGC
Messenger RNA from Exaiptasia diaphana, 2765 nucleotides. RefSeq names its product neuronal acetylcholine receptor subunit alpha-7. The record is from RefSeq and is a predicted model, not a curated record. Gene Ontology annotation, biological process: chemical synaptic transmission; nervous system process; regulation of membrane potential. Gene Ontology annotation, molecular function: transmembrane signaling receptor activity; extracellular ligand-gated monoatomic ion channel activity; neurotransmitter receptor activity. The transcript is spliced from 6 exons. The coding region runs from base 252 to 1250 and encodes 332 amino acids. Gene Ontology annotation, cellular component: neuron projection; membrane; synapse. Lineage: Eukaryota; Metazoa; Cnidaria; Anthozoa; Actiniaria; Aiptasiidae.